This is a messenger RNA of Closterium sp. Naga37s-1, 2630 nucleotides long. NCBI's taxonomy places the organism in Eukaryota, Viridiplantae, Streptophyta, Zygnematophyceae, Desmidiales, Closteriaceae. The record is from the annotation of a GenBank genome assembly.
GAGUGAGAGAAUCAUCCGCGGAAGGGUCCCGAGGGAGGGAGGGGCUGGGCGGGCGCAGAUCGGCAUUGGAGCCUGUGUGUGGUAACCAGAUGCGGGCAGCAGGGCGAGGAGGGGAGGAGGCGAAUGGGGAAGGGGUUACAGGGCAGGAGAAUCAAGGGCAUGGAAAGAAGAGUCAGGUUGGGAAAGGGCAUGGGUUGGUGGGAGAAGGGGUGAAGCACGAGAGGGAGGAGGCAGGGGAGGGUAAGGAGGACGCCAGGUGUCCUGUUCUGGUUGGCCGGUUCCCCGUGCACAGGCCACGGCAGCGGGCGGGCGUGGGUGGCGCAAUGGGUGGCACGGUAGGCGGGUGGAGUGGCGGGUCGGGGCGGCGACUCUCGGUGCUGAAUAAGACAAGGGACCCACAAAGGGUGAGGAGAAUAGAGUCUGAGAGUGACAGUGAGAGGGAUUUGGGGAGAGUGAGGAGAGAAGAGAGUGGGAGUGGGAGUGAGAGGGACGUGCGUGUGUGUUUGAUAGCUGAGGGUGGUGUGAGCGAGAGGGAUGGUGGUGAGAGUGCGAGGGACAGGGAGUGGGGGUUUGUGGUGCGAGCAGCAGGAGUGGGGGAGAAGGGCAGGGAGAGGGAGGAUGAUAGGGAGAGCGCUGAAGAGGUGAGUGUGUUAGGGGAGGAUGAGGCGGGGACUGAGAGGGAUGAUGGAAGGGAGGGAGAUUCGGGAGAGGGAGUGAGUGAGAGGAGGAGUAGCGAGGCGAGGAGUGAGGGGAGAGGACAGGAGAAGAGCAGCGGGGAGGGCGAGAGAGGGAGGGAGGCAGAAGGCAGCAGGGAAGGAGAGGGAGGGAGGGAGGCAGACAGCAGCACAGAGGCAGGAACCGACCUGCUGCCGUGUGUGCGGCAGCAGUCGCUGCCUCUCAGCCGCAGCUGCAGCUCGCUGGUGCCGGCACGGCGCUACUUCUCCGAUGGGGGCGAGGAGGCGCAGAGAGACGCCAGGAGGGGCGUCCCUGCCAUGCCUGCAAUGCCGCAGAGAGGAGCAUUGGGAGCGGAAGAAGGGGCGCAGGGAGGGGAAGCAUUGGUUGGUGCGGGGCUGGGCAGGAGUAGCAGUGGUGGCGGCGGUGGUGUUGCUGCGCGUGCAGGCAUGGCGUCGCCGUCCCCUGGCAUGAGACGGAGCUUCUCCUUCACUCAGGGCGCCAGGCUCGCAGCUGCGGGGGCAGCGGCGGUGCAAGCAGUGGGCAGUGGGCGAGGGGAGGCAGGGCAUGGGGCGGCGGACAUAGGAGGGAUGGGGGCAGCGGGGGUGUGGGAGGGGCCGUGGAGGAAGCUGCAAUGGUGCGAGGUGGAGCAGGCGACAGAUGGGUUCGCCACUCGGAACCUUCUGGGAACGUGCGGGGGCUACAGCCGGGUGUAUCAAGGGCGGCUGGCCGGCGGGCAGCAGAUAGCCGUGAGGCGCGAGAUGCUCUCCUGCCCCUCCGCUGCUGCCGCUCGUGGUGCUGCUGAUUGUGCUGAUGGUGGUUGUGGUGGUGCUGGUGGGGUUAUUGCUGCUUAUGGUGCCAGGCAGGGCGGCAGCCCACGUGGCAGCGUGCCAUUGGCUGCCGAACGUGGGCUGAGCAGCGAAGUGGCGGCUGAGCUGGCAGUGCUAGCAACGCUGAGUCACCGCCACAUGGCACAGCUGGUGGGGGUGUGUGCGGAGAGGAGGGACGAGGUGGCGCUAGUGUUCGAGCACAUGGAAGGGGGCACCCUUGAGUCUGCUCUCAGGGGGGAUGCUGGAAGCUCUGUGUCUGCUAACCAGGGGCCUCUCCCCUGGUCUGUGCGGCCAAUGAUAGCGCGCCAGCUGGCACUGGCGCUGCACUACCUGCACGAGGGGGCGCCCCAGCCAGUGGUGCAUCGGAACGUGCGGACGGCGAGUUUGAUGCUAACGAGGGGCGGCGAGGUGAAGCUAUCGGAGUUUGGGUUGGCUCUCUUCGCCGCUCCCAACGAUGCGCCCAUGCAAGCGCCACUCGCAGGCAGCUUCGGCUACCUGGCUCCAGAGUACCUCUCUCACGGGGCAGUGAGCUCGAGCACAGACGUGUUUGCGUUCGGAGUGGUGCUGCUGGAGUUGCUCUCCGGCCAGCCGCCUGUGGAUGACUCCCGGCCCCGUGGGAUGCAGUGCCUCGUGCAAUGGGCACGGCCGCUGAUAGAAGCGGGCAGGCUGCAUGAGGUGGCGGAUCCAGCCCUGCAGGCCAGGUACCACCCGCACCAGUUCGCCCUGCUCGCCCGCACCGCCCUGCUCUGCACUCACAAGGACCCCUCGCAACGACCCUCCAUGCUGCAGUGCUUCGGUUUUCCUGCCUCUCCUUCGUCCUGCCUCUCCUCCUUUCCUGCCUCUCCUACCGUCCUGCCUCUCGUCCGUCCGCCUCUCCUCCAUCCUGCCUCUCCUCCAUCCUGCCUCUCCUCCAUCCUGCCUAUCCUCCCGUCCUGCCUCUCCUCCCCGUCUUGCCUCUCCCCCCGACUUGCCACUGCAUCUCUUCCCCCACACAGUGCAUAUUAUCCAUGGCUCUGCCUUUCUCACGCAGCCAGCCAUGCUACCAUGCCAUCCCAUCCCAUCACCCCCCCUCUGCUCACCACAGGUUCUCCACCUCAUAGACUCGGGCCCUCCUGGCCCUCCUGGUAA